Messenger RNA from Penicillium taxi, 885 nucleotides. RefSeq lists its product as uncharacterized. The transcript is spliced from 2 exons. NCBI's taxonomy places the organism in Eukaryota, Fungi, Ascomycota, Eurotiomycetes, Eurotiales, Aspergillaceae. The record is from RefSeq and is a predicted model, not a curated record. Gene Ontology annotation, molecular function: oxidoreductase activity; zinc ion binding. Bases 1 to 885 code for a protein of 294 amino acids.
AUGGCAAUUCGCCCAAAUUCUCACUGCACACCAAUCGUGAUUGAGGACGUCCCAAUCCCCGUAGCAGGACUAAGACAAAUCCUCGUCAAAGUACUUGCCGCCUCUCUAUGUGGCACUGAUCUUAGCGUGGUCGACGGUGCGUACGGCGAGCGACAGUUCCCGCUCAUCAUCGGUCACGAAGCCGUGGGCUUGGUCCACAUGCUCGGCCCUGGCGUAGAACCUUUUGGCUUCCAGGUCGGUCAGAUCAUCGGGUCAGCCCCGUAUCGCGAUAUGUGCCUGGAAUGCUAUGAGUGCCGGUACCAUGGUCCCGAGUUCUGUGCCAAGACGAAAAUGCAGGGCGUUUUUGCGCCAGGAUUCUUCGCGGAGUAUUGCAUCAUGGAUGCUGCCAGCGCGGUGGUCAUUAAGGGGUUUGAGAGCAAAGAAGAGUUGGUGCAGAGCGUCGAAAGUUUAUCGCCCAUCUUCUGCGCGGGGGUAUCAGUUUGGGAUGCAUUCGAGCGGGCGAAACUUGCCCGCGGGGAGACCCUGGCUAUCAUUGGGGUGGGCGGGGUCGGGCAAUUGGCAGUGCAGUAUGCUUCGGCAAUGGGAGUGAGGGUGAUCGCGGUGGACGUGAGAGAGGAGCAGCUGAGGGCUGUGGCGCGAUCUAAUCCUGGGAUACAGACGAUAAAUAAGACGGGAUUAGGGUUCAGAGGGGUCCAAGAGCGGAUCGAGGCCCUGAGAAAUGGGCAUUAUGGGGCAGAUGUAGUCAUCGUAUGCACUGGGGCGGCGAUAGCAUACCAGACUGCCUUUUACUGCGUUGGGGCACUAGGGAGAAUCAUGGUUUUGGGGCUUCCCAAAAAUCCAAUCCAGAUACAAGCUUUCCAUCUAUCAGCGAGGUGCUACAGGUGA